AUGGAUAAUAUUUUAAUUGAAGCCGUGUAUAGAAGAGAGCCUUUAUGGAACCCUAUGAACGAUUUGCAUAAGAAUUCGAAUAUUCUGAAGAGACUUUGGCAGGAAGUUGCGGCAGAGGUGAAUAGAGACGCGAAAACCACGAAGACAAGAUGGAAAAAUCUAAGAGCGUACUACGUAAAGGAAUGCCAAAAGAUAGAUAGCAAGAGCAAAGAGGGUAGCGAAACAACUAGCACUUGGCAAUACUUCGACCGGUUGCAAUUUCUAGGAGACGUAAUAUUGCCAGGGUUAAAUCAAACAACGGAUUGCAUAAAAGAAGAAGACUACGAGGGCGACGAAAUAUUCAUAACUAACAUAGACGGUUCCGUGGCGUACCCUGAGAACCGCUCUCCGGCACAAUCUUCAUCAGACACGUCCUAUAUUACACCCUCUACGAGAAAAAGGAAGUUGAAUACUUUAGCAUCAAGCAGUGAGUUCGUUAACAAUGAAACGCUGUUGGAACUGGAAAGGAAAAAGGUUCAAAUACUGGAGAGUGAUAUAGCUAGAGGUUCAAAUGACGAUUUGCUAUUUUUCGAGAGUCUCCUCCCGUUUAUGAACGAAAUCCCUUUAGAACGCAAACUUCGACUUAGGACUAAGAUACAAGAUUUAAUAUCAAAUGAAUUGGAAGCUGUGCAAAACUGUAAUUAA
Molecule: messenger RNA, 684 nt
Organism: Parnassius apollo (apollo)
Lineage: Eukaryota; Metazoa; Arthropoda; Insecta; Lepidoptera; Papilionidae
Source: the annotation of a GenBank genome assembly